Messenger RNA from Melanotaenia boesemani (Boeseman's rainbowfish), 1054 nucleotides. Its product is annotated as carbohydrate sulfotransferase 12-like. The coding region runs from base 1 to 990 and encodes 329 amino acids. NCBI's taxonomy places the organism in Eukaryota, Metazoa, Chordata, Actinopteri, Atheriniformes, Melanotaeniidae. Gene Ontology annotation, biological process: carbohydrate biosynthetic process; proteoglycan biosynthetic process. Gene Ontology annotation, molecular function: sulfotransferase activity. The transcript is spliced from 5 exons. The record is from RefSeq and is a predicted model, not a curated record. Gene Ontology annotation, cellular component: membrane.
AUGUUCGGGGCUGUCGGGGGGCUGGCCUGGGGCUGGGUGGGGGCGUCCCCCAGGGUCUGGGGGCUGCCUCCCCCUGGCCCGGGAGACCCUGCCUGGGCCUCGUGGGGCUUGGUCGCCCUGGCAGAAAGGAUCCAUCAGCAGAAACAACUCAGAAAGCAGCUGCUAAGAGAGCUAUGUGAUGCAGACAAAGAGGUGUUUACUGAGGGAAGAAACAGUUUGGAAGAACUGAGUGACACAGAGUUGGAGAACCUCAUUGUGGACGACACUCACGGCAUCGUCUACUGUUACAUUCCCAAGGUGGCAUGUACCAACUGGAAGAGGGUUUUGCUUGUCUUGAACCAGAACGAGCCAUAUCCUGACCCAGAGUCGAUUGAUCCUGACUCAGUCCAUUUCAUGAACAACUUCACUCUCCUGAACUCCUUCCCAAUGACAGAGAUGAAGGCGAGGUUGAAGCACUACACAAAAUUCCUGUUUGUUCGAGACCCUUUUGUUCGUCUCAUAUCUGCCUACCGAGACAAGUUCCAGCAUCACAAUGAGUAUUUUUAUAUAAACUUCGGCAGAUACAUUCUGCAACUUUAUGGCAACCUCUCCAAUCCACCACGAACAGCAGAUGAAGCGUUUGCAUUAAGUGUGCGUCCCUCAUUUUACAACUUUAUUCAGUACCUACUCGACCCAAAGACAGAGAAGAUGGAGCCCUUUGAGCCCCACUGGAGGCAGAUGUAUCGAUUGUGUCACCCCUGCUUUAUAGAGUAUGACUUUGUUGGACAUCAGGAGACACUUCAGGAAGAUGCUCAAGAGUUGUUGAAGAUGUUAAAACUGGAGGACGAAAUUAAGUUCCCUCCAUCCUAUGACAAUAUGACAACUCACAGUUUUAUUAAAGAAUGGUUCAGAGUGGUGCCCCCGGAGGACAGGAGGAAGCUGUACAAGCUCUAUGAAGGGGACUUCAUGCUUUUUGGAUACAGAAGACCAAGUGUGUUGCUUGAUGACUGAGAUGAGGACAUGAUUUAGUUAAUUGGGCUGGUGUGAGUUUCACUAAUUUCCUUAACCGGUUAAC